Messenger RNA from Periconia digitata, 3253 nucleotides. The record is from the annotation of a GenBank genome assembly. Lineage: Eukaryota; Fungi; Ascomycota; Dothideomycetes; Pleosporales; Periconiaceae.
ACAGAACCGGGCGCUGAUGUUAUUCCAACCCUUUCUUGACUGUCUCGAGUGCGGAGCGAGCGACAAAGUGAGAUAGUAAUCCAUCCUUCUGCUGCAAGCUAUCCGGUCUAGCACUAUAUGACUGCAGACCCAAAAUAAGAUCGUAUUUUUUGAGAUCAACAAUUCUACUUGUUUUCUUCUCCCACUUCCACUAUGGCCCCCUCAAGUACCAUCCCUACAUAAUCCUCAGACUUAAUGGCGGAAUUAAACGCGACGCUAGGCUAUUUGCAGGGUCUGGAGGAGCUCUGUGGACAUGCAAACACCAGCAACAAUUGCUUUGCUAUAUGACAUAUGUUUGGCUGUUCUUCAUGAUUUGAUCAUUUUUCUGACACUUUUUGGCCCAUUGAAUCACCAUUCCGAAGGACCUCGGUGGAUAUAGCUGUUGUGUUGGAUUAUCCAUGUUCCAAGUGCCCUGGCGUUAUAUCGUGGAGUUAGACUAGCUGGAGCGGAAGCCCGAGGGUCGUGCAUGGAUGGCAUGACGGUGCCGAUUACCCCAACCGCGUACGUGUUUGUACAUAGAUGCAUACUUACAUAACUACAUACUUAGCAUUCAAUCAUCACUAUCCGCCCCAGCUUCACUGCCCGCGAUCUAUUCCUUAUCCAUCCCUGAUCGGUCGACACCUGGCGGACACCCAAGUCAUGUCGCUGAUCCGGCAAGGCCCAUGAGCUCCUCGCAAUCCUCCGGCCCGCGUCCUCGACCGCGCUUUCUACCAUGUCCAUGUCCUCUUCCAACAUCCGCGUAUUCGUGCAGUGGAAGAACUCGACCGUGUUCGCCGGCGAAGACGUCGAAUGCACCAUAACCUUUAAAAACGUCGCUCCCGUCAGCAAUCGCUCGCCAGUUCGCAAGGCCAACGGCUUCGCCCACCAUGGCGGGGAGCGACAGCGCAAGCUGCCUCCUGUCCACUCCUCGACGCGCCCCUCUCUAUCGCGCAAUUCCUCCUUCGUCUCCCAAGGUCCCUCCCAAAAUCAUCGCGGUCACCGUCCCGCGCUGUCUCUGAGUUCCCCGCUGCCCCCCAACGGCGAUCGUUUACCGCCUGCCCAAACGAGCGCCUCUCUCUACAAUGGCAGCACAACUCCUGGAGGAGUGCGCAAACAUGCACAUGGCCGCUCGCUCUCCAUCUUAUCAAUGGGGACCGAUGCUCCCACAGAGACAAGUCACGAGGGUACAAGCUCACCACGCCGUCCGGCGCGCGGGCAUGGCAGAUCUGCCAGUUUACAGGUGAUACCGGGCAGGCCGAGUCCUCUUUCAGUUGGCUCUCCAGGUGGGCGUUCUCUGCCGCAACAUUCCCCCUUGGCCGGCGGAGCCUUUUCCCCCCAGUCCCCCUAUGACUAUUCGCUCCCGACUCGACCAUCUCGAAGGCCAUCGGCCAAUUCCACCACACCUACUACGCCUGCCAUGCCACGAGUCUCCCGAAAAGGCUCGAAUUCCAUCUCCCACAGUUUCAAGUUCCCCGCAGCUCCUCCGUCGACAGAUGGGUCACCCCCACUUGCCCAACACGAUGAUUACAUGUCUAAUCAGCGAAUACCUAUGCCUCAGGUGCAGGAAGCAUCUCCUCGAAUUCCCCCAGAACCGAUAUCGAAACCCAGCAAUGACGGGCUCUCACCUGUCGCGCGCAUAAUUUCCGGCUCGAGUAUGAAUGGUACACCCAGAAGUAGUGGAGAGUUCUACUCGAUGAGCAACAACUCCAAUGAAACGCUGGCAUCUGAUUACGUAUCACCUCCCUCAGCACGCCUUCUUUCAAGGGCAAUACAUCAACGGCAAAGCUCUCAAUUAGCUCCUCCGUCCCAACGCAGACAUCCAGAAACACUGAUGAUGGGUUAUGCUCAAAUUAUGGGGUCCUUUACAUUGGACGGCUCCCUGGUUAACCAAGCACCAUUCGAGGAGGUGAAGAGAAAGGGCGUUGUUGGAGGUCAGGGUGGAGGCGGUGUAGUUGGCGUGGAGCGCACAAAACGGGAGAGCGGUUUAUUUGGAGCUUUGGGGUGGUCGAAUAUUGGAGAAUCUAUAGGAGGCCUCUUAGGCUCCACUGAGCCUUCGAGUAUUCGCGAGAUGAGGGGAAUGGCGAGUUCCAAAACAGUGCCACUAAUUACUACACCCCAGUCGAUUCUAUUUGUUGAUCUCCAACUGGCCCCUGGAGAAAGCCGUAGCUACACCUAUACGUUUACAUUACCGCGAGGGCUUCCUCCGACUUACAAAGGCCGGUCGAUAAAAACCGCGUAUCACCUCACUAUUGGAACCCAACGGCCAACCUCCUCCAAGGAUCAACAGGUAAAGCAGGUGGAUGUUCCGUUCCGUGUUUUUGGCAGCGUCAACAGCAAAGGAGAGGUUUUGGGUCACGACCUGAUGUCUCCUUAUAUCAUUCUCCGAGACCAAGCAAGGACAUCGAGCUUAGACUCUCCGCCCAACGGAUCGAGUGGUUCACCCCUGAAGAGAGGCAGUCCCAAAAUAACAUCAGAUCCCUCGUCGUACGACGAGUUCACCGACUACAUUAGCAACCUCCUUGAUAGACCGCGGCAAAAUUCGAGUUUAGGCCUCCUCUCUCCCACGGAAGCCAUGCCCGGCCGCCGCUCCUCCUUGAUAGAAGAACCCACCACGAUGAAAGAAUCCAUCGACCUAGCCAUCAUGCGCAGCAACCUCACCAGCUCAAGCAACCAAAGCACAAACCGCUUCGAGAUCGCCCGCAGCGGCCGUCGCGUCGCCGUCAUCAUGCUCUCUCGCCCAGCCUACCGCCUCGGCGAAACAAUGUCCGCCGCCAUCGACUUCACAGACUCCCACAUCCCCUGCUACUCGGUUCACGUCUCGCUCGAAUCCUCGGAAAUCGUCGAUCCGGCCAUCGCCCUCCGCUCAAACGCCUCCAUCUACCGCGUCACCCGUAAAGUCCACGCAUCCUUCGCCGAAAACGCACUAUUUGCUCAACGUUUAACUUUCUCGCCCACCAUUCCCCCGACUGCGACACCAGAGUUCUGUACGAGCGGGAUCAGUUUGGAAUGGAAGCUUCGUGUCGAGUUCAUCACCCCGCGAUUAACUCAAGAAGACCAGAUUGAGUCGUACCGCGAUGACCUGCUCGAAGAAAUUUCGAGCGAUGAUCGUGGGAUUAUGCUGGCCGCGGUUGAGCGGCUGCCUGCUGAGAGUUUUGAGGUUAGGGUUCCUGUGAGGAUUUAUGGGGCUAUCAGUGGGGCGGUUGAUAAUCCUGAUGAGGAGGGCUUGGUUAUUUGA